Eucalyptus grandis is the source of this 1624-nucleotide messenger RNA. RefSeq lists its product as uncharacterized. The coding region runs from base 92 to 1345 and encodes 417 amino acids. The record is from RefSeq and is a predicted model, not a curated record. NCBI's taxonomy places the organism in Eukaryota, Viridiplantae, Streptophyta, Magnoliopsida, Myrtales, Myrtaceae. The transcript has 6 exons.
CCUUCAGCCGCAAGUCGUGGGAGGGAAGAAGAGAGAGAGAGAGAGAGAGAAGGCGACGGGUCGUGGGGGGCGGUCGAAGUUGUUGCCCGCCAUGGCAACCCUAGCCUCCUUCCUCUCCUCUUCUCCCUCCCUCCCUCGCCUCCACCACCGCCUCCACCGCCACCACCGCCUCCACCACCACCGCGGCGUUGACUCUCUCUCCUUCGCCGCCGCCGCCGCCGCCGCCGCCGCCGCCGCCUCUCCCGUCCGCAUCUCCGUAGCCCCCAGGAAGGGCCGGGCCUUGAUCGCCGCCGCCUCCGCCUCUUCGUCGCCGGAUGCCUCCUCGUUCGAUGAUCUCGGCCCCGGAGAGGACGGCCGGUCGGCCGAUUCGCCUCAGAAAUCGGCUCUCUUCGCUUUGAUACAAGAGAUAGAACCGCUAGAUGUGAGCCUCAUCCAGAAAGACGUAGCCCCGACUACUAUCGACGCAAUGAAGAGGACUAUAUCGGGAAUGUUGGGGUUGCUUCCGUCGAAUCAGUUUCAAGUAUAUAUUGAAGCUUUGUGGGAGCCACUCUCAAAGUUGUUGGUUUCUUCAAUGAUGACAGGUUAUACACUGAGAAAUGCGGAAUAUAGGCUUUGCCUUGAAAGGAAUCUUGAUACGCAUGAACAGAGCUUUGAAAAUCAGACUGAGGACCGCUCACAAAGUGGCGUGCCAGAAAUUUUACUAGAUAGUGCUAGAAGAAUCGACUUUUCAGGAAAGAACACAAUAUCACUCAAAUAUGAAAAAGUUAGAGAAGAGACAGUUGAGGACAUUGAUAGUAAACGUCUAGGCAAACUUUCUCGUGAAGCUCAGGAAUAUAUUCUUCAUUUACAAUCUCGUUUAUCAUCUGCCAAAAAGGAACUGCAUGAGGUCAAGAGGAAAACUGCUGCUCUCCAAAUGCAACAGUUCGUCGGGGAGGAAAAAAAUGAUUUGCUGGACUACUUGAGAUCACUAGAACCAGAAAAGGUGGCUGAGCUAUCGGAACCUUCCUUGCCUGAAUUGAGGGGAACAAUCCACUCAGUCAUUCAUGGUCUUCUAGCAACUUUGUCUCCCAGAAUGCACUCUAAGGGUCCUCCUUCAUCAGAGUACUCGUCAAACCAAGAAGUAUGUUCCGGCGAUGAUGAUCACCCUGAACUUGUUGAUAAUGUGUCACUCCAGUUCCAGCCAGUUGUCUCAUUAACUAGGGACUACCUAGCACGACUGCUCUUCUGGUGCAUGUUGUUAGGGCACCAUCUGAGAGGCCUUGAAUAUAGGCUGGAGCUUGUGGAACUUCUAUCUCUAACAGUUGAUACUGAAAAUGAUGCCCCUGAGAGUGGACAAGUUUCUUAAAGAGUCGGAAGCGCCUCUUUGUUGUUUCUUUAAUCACUACAUGAAUGCAGGAUAGAAUUACGAGGGAGUUCAUGUAUAUUGAAGAGACGCAGUCGCAGUUCACCUGUCCCGUCCUAUGAUCAACACAAGCUACAUCUCGUCAUUGCAAAUUGUCAUAGCACCAUAGAUCGAACCAAUUCUCCUCCUGUAAGUACAUAUGUUUAUGUCAUUGUCAAUAAUAAGUUUACCCAGCCUGUUCAUGAAAAUAUGAACAUGCCUGUCUGCUGGUUAAUUAUUCUU